UUGUGUAUUUUUUUGUGCAUGUUGUUUUUCUCUCUUUGGCUUUUAAUGAUCAUAAACGGAGCUUAUCGCCGUAUGUGGCGGUUUUGUGUUUAGUUUCAAAAGAAACAAGCGGAAAUCUGAGAAUAUCAUGUUUAAUUCCUGAUUUAUGAGCUCGUUAAAUCCAUCAACUGAUUGUAAAUGAGUUCAGUGAAGUCGGUUGUAUGUUGUAUUUAGACUUUUAUUGACAAAUUUCAAGGUUUUUUCUGGAUCAGAAAUGGUCUUUGUUGGUGGUCGACGGACAUUAUCAAAAUGUUCAUCAUGAGAGAGCAGGUGGAUGUGAUCUAUGCUGGAGAACAGCAGAUAUUGCAGACACCAGUGAAGAUUAAAGUGAAACAGGAGGAGAUAAAAAGAGAAAUCACAGCAGAGGAACAACAGAGUGAUGAAGAAGAUGAUGAUGAUGAUGAUCAAACCUCCACAGAGUCUCUGACUUCUGUCUGUAACGCUGGAGAACAGCAGAUACUGCAGACACCAGUGAAGAUUGAAGUGAAGCUGGAGGAGAUAAAAGAAGAAAACACAGAAGAGGAACAGCAGAGUGAUGAAGAUGAUGAUGAUGAUGAUGAUGAUGAUCAAACCUCCACAGAGUCUCUGACUUCUGUCUGUAACGCUGGAAAACAGCAGAUGCUGCAGACACCAGUGAAGAUUGAAGUGAAACAGGAGGAGAUAAAAAGAGAAAUCACAGCAGAGGAAGAUCAGAGUGAAGAUGAUGAUGAUAAUUUUAUUCCUUCCGAUCUGUUGGAAGUGAAAGAGGAACGUCAAGACCUGAAUGAAGUGGAGGAGAAACUUCAGUAUCAGAAACAUGAUUUCUCAACUGGAGAAGAAUCUUUGAAUUGCUCAAAGACUAAGAAGAAUUUAUCACCAGAAAAGCCUCAAAGAAAAGCAGCAAAAAAUACUUUCACCUGCUCACAGUGUGGAAAGAGUUUCCCAUAUAAAAGCUGGCUUCAUAGACACCUGAGAGUUCAUGCUGGAGAGAAACCUUACACGUGCCAUCAGUGUGGAAAAAGUUUCACUUUUAAAGGAAAUCUUAAUGCACACAUGAAAACUCACACAGGAGAGAAGCCUUACACGUGCCAUCAGUGUGGAAAAGUUUUUAAAUGUAUAAAAUAUCUUAAGGUGCACACAAGAGUUCACACAGGAGAGAAGCGUUUCUCAUGCCAUCAGUGUGGAAAAAGUUUUCUUCAAAAAGAACAUCUUAAUGUACACAUGAGAAUUCACACAGGAGAGAAACCUUACAAGUGUUCACACUGUGGAAAGAGUUUAAUUUGUUCACAUAGCCUGAAAGCGCAUGAGAGAAUCCAUACUGGAGAGAAACCAUACCACUGCUCUUCAUGUGGGAAUAGUUUCAACCAAUCCGGUCACCUACAGAAACAUUUAAAAAAGAAUUGCUCAAGACAAAGUGAACAAAAAACAUCGUUAGGCCCAACGGUAUCAAGUAAAUAGUUAAUUCUAAAUAGUAAUAGUAAAUUCAUAUAUACCCAAAGAGGAAAUAUUUCCCAAAAGAGCUGCAUCAUCAUAACAGGAUAUUUCAGAUUUAUUCAGAGAACUGAAUUUUUGAAGGAAUGUUUUUCUAUUUAUGAGUGGGCUAAAUUAUUAUUUUAAUGGAAACUAAAGAAACGUAAAUUUCUUAUUGCCAUACAGUUAUGAAAUUUGGCUUAUAAAGAAAUAAUUGCAAUUAUGAUGAUUCAUUGUAAUACAGAUUGUCACCUUAAAAAGUAAUUUAUUGAUAUUUAACUUGCAAUCAUAAAAUAAAAUAAGGAUGAGUGAUUCCCUUUAAAGCUUAAAAAAUGUAUUGAUGACAUUUAAACUUUUUUUUUUUUUUUUUGGAACCCAGCCAACCUGAAUAGCUAUUAUUAUAUUAUGAUAUGCAAUAAUAAAAUAUUUCUGUCCUAAAUUCUUCACUUGCACUCAUUAUUUUACAGCUCUCCGAUUAAACCCACAAGCCCUUAUUUCUCAUGAAGACUGAAGGAAGAGAUUCUGUGUUUUUGAAAAAAGAUUUCUUUAUUCUAUCAUCUUCACAGAAAUAAAGCAUUCUUCUCUU
This is a messenger RNA of Myxocyprinus asiaticus (Chinese sucker), 2074 nucleotides long. Its product is annotated as zinc finger protein OZF-like. The record is from RefSeq and is a predicted model, not a curated record. NCBI's taxonomy places the organism in Eukaryota, Metazoa, Chordata, Actinopteri, Cypriniformes, Catostomidae. The transcript has 3 exons. The coding region runs from base 289 to 1476 and encodes 395 amino acids. Gene Ontology annotation, molecular function: DNA-binding transcription factor activity; RNA polymerase II cis-regulatory region sequence-specific DNA binding. Gene Ontology annotation, biological process: regulation of transcription by RNA polymerase II.